This is a messenger RNA of Thermothelomyces thermophilus ATCC 42464, 337 nucleotides long. RefSeq lists its product as uncharacterized. Lineage: Eukaryota; Fungi; Ascomycota; Sordariomycetes; Sordariales; Chaetomiaceae. The coding region runs from base 59 to 295 and encodes 78 amino acids. The transcript has a single exon. The record is from RefSeq and is a predicted model, not a curated record.
UGUCUGGCAUCGUGACCCCUCCCCUUUGCGCCGAACAGAGAGUGAGAGUCGGUACGGCAUGCACGGGAAUACGUCCUUCUCCGAUACCCUACUCCUGGCCGAGGCCAACUUUGGCCCUUCGGCCAAGGACCGGUUCGACUUCACCCUCACUUUUGAGAACGCCAUCUUGUCCAUCAUUCCGUCGGCCAUCUUCUGCAUCUUGGCACCACACCGCCUCUAUUUGUUGUGGAGACAGCCUCAUAAGGUGGCCAAGAGCCCACGGCACGUCUUCAAACUGGUAUGCAUGGAGCUGUAACCCUAGCAGAGGCUUGCUCACCGUUAUGAAUCCCUAACUCGG